Molecule: messenger RNA, 5726 nt
Organism: Dalotia coriaria
Lineage: Eukaryota; Metazoa; Arthropoda; Insecta; Coleoptera; Staphylinidae
Product: cytoplasmic polyadenylation element-binding protein 2-like
Exons: 7
Coding region: 272-2293 (673 amino acids)
Biological process (GO): negative regulation of cytoplasmic translation
Cellular component (GO): synapse; nucleus; cytoplasm
Molecular function (GO): mRNA regulatory element binding translation repressor activity; mRNA 3'-UTR binding; ribosome binding
Source: RefSeq, a predicted model, not a curated record
GCUAGCAGGUACUCCGCGCGUGUCGCGUCAUCAGCUGCAGUGAAAAAGUUGUACGCAAACGCGUCGAUGUAAUCUCGAUCCGAGCGUCCGCGCAUGCCAGCAGGAGCCCGUAGAUCCGAGAAGGGUUAUGGCGUUACGCACAGCGGCGGGCGCGCACAGUUCGGGCUACAUGACAUAACGGGCAAGCCAAAUAACUCGCGCGACCGCGGCCAACCCACACCGUUUCGACGACGAACGGAGCAGGAAGCCAACCACCAUCAUCGGUUCGCAAAUGGGCGAAUUCACGCUGAGCGGCGGCUCGAAUCUGGCGCUCGGUGCGGUGGACAGCGCCAAGACGAACAGUUCCGGGCUCAUCUAUUUCACCACACCUAAUCGUACCGGUGGUGGCGGCGGAGGCGGCGGCGGUGAUAAUCGGCCUGCGAGUAUGCAGGACGAAACAGCUGUUAGUGCGGGCGAGUCGGAGCCGGGCGAUAAAAAGGACGACGGAACUGGUGACAUGGACAAGUGCACCAUCACCAGCGCAACGCUGCCUUCGAACGGUAGCGGUGGCAGCAGCGGAGGUGGAGGCAACUCUGACCUGAACCCAACCAAGACCAAUCUACUCUUUCAAUCCGGAGUGGGUGGCGGUGUGGGUGGUAAUGGUGCUGACGUGAACACCUCUGACCCACCGCCGCCCCUCUGGUCGACCGGAAUCGAGGACAGCUAUGUCUCCGGGCUCGCGAACGUGAAUAGUGGUUUAGGUUUUCAAAGUUUCGCCCAACAGCAGCAGCAGCAACAGCAGCAACAACCACAUCAACAACAUCAACAGCAACAACACCUCUACAAUCAUGGCCCACAACAGGGUAGGCGCGCGAUUACAGCCAGCCAUAACUUCCCACACAACAUCACCCGCCCGCAACCGCUCUUCAAGAGCUAUAACUCGUGGGCGAACCCGGGUCAGAGCUGGUCAAGCAAUGCGUCCGCUUGGAACCGUGGCCGCAGUGUGCCCAAUCUGACACCCCUACAGCAGCAGAUGAGCGUGGCGAAUCGCAAACCCUCGCCGACGUUCAACCAUCAGCAGCAGGUCAUCUCGCCGGUAAAGUUCCGGCGAAGUACUUCGUAUCCGGGCAAGGGGCCGUUUCCACAACCGCCCACGUUCGAGAUCACGAACAUGGACGAGCCCAGGGAGCUGCUGCAGUAUCAGGAUCGCUGCGGCGUAGUGAACGCCAAUGGUAGCAGCCCGCUCGAGUCGAUGCGCGGCUUCGAGCACAUACUCAACGACAUCAUGCGGAAUCCUUCGGAAUCUAAUGAGCUUAAAGGCUUCAUCAACUGCAACACGAACGCAUACCAAAGCAUCUCGCAACUGACGCAUGGAAAAGGAGGUCCAUAUUUCUCGGGAUUGGAAGACCAGGCUAGUCAGGUGCUACUAGAGGAACCCAGUCAUAUGGACGGGUCCCUGGGAGGUGCACAGCCUCUCAGUUCGCCGUCCAGGUCAUCCCCACAUUCACAGGGAUCUGAAGGUGGUGAGCGUUUCUCACGUAAAGUUUUUGUGGGUGGUUUACCUCCAGAUAUUGAUGAGGACGAGAUCACUGCUAGUUUCCGUCGUUUUGGCCCAUUGGUCGUUGACUGGCCCCAUAAGGCCGAAUCAAAGAGCUACUUCCCACCAAAGGGAUAUGCUUUCCUGCUAUUUCAGGAUGAGACCUCAGUGCAAAGUCUAAUUGAUGCUUGCAUAACCGAUGAAGACAAGUUGUACCUGUGCGUGUCAUCGCCCACAAUCAAGGACAAACCAGUACAGAUCAGGCCGUGGAGGUUGUCGGAUGCUGAUUUUGUCUUGGAUGCUUCGAUGCCGUUAGAUCCAAGGAAGACUGUGUUUGUUGGAGGUGUUCCACGUCCAUUGAAAGCAGUGGAGCUAGCAAUGAUCAUGGAUCGAUUGUAUGGAGGUGUGUGCUAUGCGGGAAUCGACACAGAUCCCGAAUUGAAAUACCCGAAAGGUGCUGGUCGCGUGGCAUUCAGCAACCAGCAGAGUUACAUCGCCGCCAUUAGCGCGCGUUUCGUCCAACUACAACACGGUGACAUUGACAAGCGGGUUGAGGUGAAACCUUACGUUCUGGAUGAUCAGAUGUGUGAUGAGUGUCAGGGUCAGCGGUGUGGUGGAAAGUUUGCUCCGUUUUUCUGUGCUAACGUCACCUGUCUCCAAUAUUAUUGUGAGCAUUGCUGGGCAACAAUUCAUUCUCGUCCUGGACGAGAGUUCCAUAAGCCGCUCGUCAAGGAAGGCGCGGACAGACCAAGGGCGGUACCAUUUCGCUGGUGUUAACGCAGGGGCGCUUAGCGCGGCGGCCGCCAUCCUUUUUAGCUUAUUACCACCGGCCGCUGUCCAUGCCCCCGCAUAGGCAUAAUUAUUAUAUUACCUAGUAGCAAUUAUACAAAACAUACUACGAGCGAGGAGGCCACGACCGAACCGAGCGCAGAGGACCCACCUUUUAGAGGUUUGCUGGUGGGAAGAGUCGAUGAUAGAGAGAAGAAGGAGAAUUGAAACGAGAGCACACACCGGCCAUACACCACGAGUUUUUUGGACGAGUGAACUGUCUCCCAUCUGCCCGCAGCAAGCCGAUCACCAAAUUCACCACCACUCAUGCACCCGACAACCAUCCGCCGCCACCGCAGACAAGCACGAGCGACGAGACUUGGGUAAACCGUGUUGAUGAUUUCCAAAGUGCAAGGAUUGUUCUAGUCUUAAUUUAGCCACUGAUUACCUAGUUAGAGUAACCUAGUCAGAGUGAGGAGAGAGGAAGCGGCGGCGGCGGCGGCGGCGGCUGCAAUCGAUACGCGGCAUGUUGCGAGCAGACCGGAAGCUAUUCAGGGUAUUGUAUAUACUAGUCUAAUCUGCGACGAGCUAGCGAGCUAUGCGAAGAGGGGGUGGCGAUAGAUCUCCCACCCCCUCACGAAACUAUACACAUAUAAUAUUUCCGAGUACCUGACCGGCCCGGCCAGCCCUAAGUAACCGCUUACCCCUUUUUCCUCCCAGCAUCUGUAUAACCCUGACCCCGAAAAUCUUCUUUCCUCGAACGAACGCUUAUGUGUACCGCACGUAUUUCUCAUUCUCUCCUAGCUGACACUUUAUUUUCCAUGUGUGAUAAUAUAGUCGUCAUUUAUGAAUUAAAUGUAACUUAGACGGGCGCGCACGCGCAGCAGCAGCGAACCAUUUUGAAUAUUUGAAUAUAUAUAUAUAUGAGAAUUCUCUUAAGCAAACAACAAAACGCGUGUAGCGGCGUUGACAAACAGAUAAAAAAAUGAAAAAAAGUAAGAAUAAUAACAAACACAAUUUGCGAAACUGCACGGAUAAAAAAAAAUGUAUAUUGUAUACAUAAUUAUAUAUAUACAUACAAAAUGAUAUAUAGUAUCGGCUAUUCUAAGACUUUGUAUUUUUUAAAUUUGAAUUUUUAUACUAAACUGUUGAUUAGGCAAAUUUUUCGAUAUGUGCAAUAACCAUACGCGCGGGCAAGACAGAGGGCGCGGUGUGCGCAUGGGUGUUUGUUGACGCAACACAUACACAACCCCUGCCGCCACCAUCACCACCCUCGCCGCGCGUCGUAUAGAAUUUUUAUCUUAAUUGUAUUAUAAUUCUGAUGACCUGGUAGACCUGGAUAUCGAUCUGGACGCGGACCAGGAAGCGCAGGGAAAAUGAAAAAAAAAAACACACUAACAAAAAAACGCGACGCGACGAAUAACGAAUAUGAAAGGCGCGAGAUCGUCCAACGCUAAAUCAAAACAAAAAAAAUAAAAGGGGUUGGAAAGAGUUAGAAAGCGGCGGAAAUAUCUCGCUGCCGUGUGGAGAACCAUCUAUUUAGCAAAAAUGGUACAAAAUAAAUAAUUAAUUGCUAUGGUUUGUAAAAUUUUACACUCCUUUUUCUACUGUAUGUAAUUUGUAAUUUACCGGUACCGGUAGUUAAACUGAAAUAUGAAUAUAUUAGGUAGACGUGAUUGUAUGCGGGCCCUCUCGCCCCCCACCCGUCCAAACUUCCGGGUGAAUUUGUAAACAAUCACGUGGAUAAUACGCGCGGCCAUCUUGAAUAUUUUUUAUUAUUGAACUUUGGUUGAAAACCAUUUGAUUGCGAUGAAAUUUGUGUUCGAAACACUUUGCUUGGAUGCGCGCGUGUUGUGCAUGCGAUGGUCCGGAGUUGAGAAUGAAGGCUGGGCAGCAGGGUGGACCGACGGGGUGUCCCGAGUAUAUAAAUAGAGAAUGUCGUGGCGCGCCCACCUGGGCGGCCUCUGUAUCAUAUUCUGUAGAUUUGUCAUUUUUAAAACUAAACAACUAUUAUGGACAAGAACUUUUUAUCCGUUUUUUAAUAAUAUAUUUAGACAAGUGUGCACCAGCCGCGCACGAUGAUUGUUUCGUUUCUAACGUUUAACCUUAUUGGAUAGUAUUGUAAUCGAAAGCGGCGGUAUCGCGAGAUGAAGAAUCUGAGAACAAGAGUUUCACGUUAUUGUACAUUUUUUACUUUUUAUAAACUAAAACAAACGACUAGUACUUUUUCGAAGCAAAGGUCUUAUACACACUCUACAUACGCACGCAAGCGAAGCUUUUCUCUUUCGUUGCCGUAUGGGUUUUUUGGUUCGAUUACAUUUGUAUGUGGAUUCUGUAGUUACCAUUAGUGCAAUAUCGGGGUGCGGAGAGACGCGCGUCCGAACGUAGAGAUAGUCAAUUGUUUCAUAUGAUAUGACCUUAUUUGUUGUUGAACCCUCCGCGCUGACUGGCACUUAUACUAUUGUAUCUAAAUUAAUGCGUGAAUGAUAUGAUAUGAGAACGAGAGCAUAACAAGUAACGUACGCUAAAAUGAAAAACACAAAAAAAAAAUCAACAAAAAUUCGAUAGGAAGUGCCCGCAACCAUUUUUUGGGGGUAUUUUCACUAGCACCAAAACGUAGAUUUACGGAUGACCUGAAAAAUAAAUCUACCACGUGUAAUAAUGAUCUUUACUCAAAUUUUAUACAUAUUUUUUAGAUAAUCUACGAACUAAUCAGUAUAUUUCUGAAACUAUAUCAAUUCAAUGCCGGUGGGAGUGAAACAAACCAAUUGAUUAAAGCAAUUUCGUGUGAUCCUCUAUGUGUAUGAUAUUGACGCGUUCGGCAGGACGAUGAUUUUUAGUGUAUUUUGUUGUUAUCGCCAGCGUGCACCACGUGCACCGCCCCUAGACGAAUUAGUUUGACCGCGAAUCAAAAUUGCGGCGUCGCCCACAGCGGGCGGGCGGACGCCGGAGCGUUUGUGUUAGGAUAUUAAACAAUUUUUGGAAACAAAUGAUCGCUUAUUGGGAGUGUAUAGUUCCAGAGAUAUAUAUAUCAUCAAUCCUGAUUGUGGCUUAUUUUAUAGGUCAUCUACUAUUUUAUAUUUCAAUUGUAUGUAUUUUUAGAAAAUGUUUGUAACUAUAUAUUAUUGUUUUUAUAUGGUUUUUUUGUAUACUUUUAUAUGUUUGUUAGUUAACUGGUUUUUAUUUGUAAACAUUUUUAACAACAAUCGACACACAUGCACACACCGUCGCACUCACACUCACACACACACACAGACACACACGUUGUAUGUAAUUUACUUCUUUCUUUCGUUGUGAGACACGACGGCGGACAGAUUAUGCAAAGGGGAAGUUUUUUUUAUGGAAUAUUUUGUUAGAUAUCAGACUUUUUAUGUUUUAUAUAAAUAUUAAUUAUGAAAAUGUCAAUUUUUGUGUUUACUUGAUAAACUGCUGUUAUACUUCA